CAAACCCACACUCCACACCUUGCCGACGCGAGACGCGCACUCUACCUUCGCACCGAGCAGCAGCCGCAUCCGUCCGCAGCCCGGCGUCGACACGAUGGCGUACUCCGGCGAUCGCCGGCCCUCUCCGCCCCCGCCCCCGCAGCCGCACGCGCCCCUCUCCUACCUCUCCCCGUCCGCGGCGCCCUUCACCGUCGGCCGUCCCCGCGGGGCCGCGGCCCCCGAUCCGGUCCCCAACGCCCCCGCUAACCCUAGCCCCUACCCCGACCUCCCCACCGCGCCGUCGCUGUACGACUCCUGGGUCGAGCCCCCCGCGAGCUACAUGGAUCUGGAGGCCGGCGCAGCGGCCGGGUACCGAGGUUUUGCUAAUUCUGAUGGGUUUCUGGUUUCUGAGAAUACACACAAUGGCUUAUACACUGGGAAUCAUUUUGGUACCAACAUGCAGCCACAUUCCUUCACAACAUGCAGCUCCGAGUGGAUGGAAGAGAAGUAUCCUGGAAUUUACCAAAGAACGUCAAAGGCCCUCCCAAGUGAUUUUGGGUCAUCAGUUAUCCAUCAGCCUUCUGUGUCUCCUAACAUGUUUGCUUGCUUAGAUAAAAAACCCUGUUCCACACCUCAGCCCGUGAAUCAGCAUUCCCCGUAUUCUGCUUAUGAUAACUACAUGGCACAUCUUCCAUCAUCCUCAACGUAUCCAUUGGAUUACAACCUGUCCAUGCCACCUGUUUCUGCCUCACCUGAAGUAUGCGCUACAACAAAAUCAUUGUCACCCACAACAGAUGGCCAUAUAUUGGAAAAUGCAUUUUCCUCACCAUAUAUGAACCCUUGCAGAUUAAAUCUUGAUUAUUUUGACACCAUGCAAAAUGAACAGAAAGACCUCUUUGGACAUCAGACUGCUUAUAAACCUUAUGGUGACUGGAGUAACUCUGAUAAUGGUACGAGAAUUAUGGGAAGCUAUCCACUUAGUAGACGUGGAGUUGGAGAGAACUAUCCUUUGGGUGAGAGUUCAGAAACUGGGAGGCCUGUGCAGCCAGGAACCUAUCCACUUAAUAGACAUGGAGUUGGAGAGAACUAUCUUUCUGGUGACACUUCUGAAUCUGGGAGACCUGUGCAGCCUUCAUCAGAAGUGAAGUCUGGUUUCAAGAGCUUACAAGCAUCAUGUUCCAAUGUGUCUCCUUCAGAACAUGCAUUUUCUCAGCCUCGUGACCUUUUCAUCGAGCCACUUGAAGUAAAUAAUCCUGUUGUUGAUUCUCCUUGUUGGAAAGGGACACCAACUGUACAUCAGUCAUCAUUUGGUGUGAAAAAUGAUGAAGCUCCUUUUUCUGCUAAUGGCUCAGAUGACCUCCAUGAUUUGCACCAAAGCAAGAAGCUUUCUGAGUUUGGUACAAGUAAUUCUGUGUUAUUUCCCAAGCGUCAUGAUACAUCAAAUCCCGAGAAUGAUUCCUGUCUACCUUACUAUGCAAAUUAUCUUUCUUCAUUCAGUCCGCCUUCAGGGUGUAAAAAAUCUGAAGGUCAUAGUGAUGCACAACGAUCCAAUGUUGGGGAUUCCGAUUGUAUGGCUAGGUCUAGCCACCCUAGUUAUGUAUCUGUAGAUCAAGGCACCAGAAGAGAAAAACAUGUGAUCUGUAAGACAGGAGACAAUUCCGGAAAUGGGGUAACACCAGGUCAACAGGGAGGUGUUUUUCUUGGCAAAAGAACAUUUGAACCCAUAGUGUUAGGCAGAGAUUUCGCCAGUCAUGUUGUGGUUAUGAAUGAAGAUUCUGGUAAGAAAGUUUCAAGCAAUGUUGACGCAGCUCCAAUUGCAAAGGCUAGGAGUUUAACAAAAGAGAGUCUACAAGGAAAUACUUGUGUCCAUAAAGAUGUGGCAACAUUGGAAAGUCUGUACUCGGAGAUGCCUAUGAAGAUAGGUCUGGAGCAUUUAACCCAUUGCAGUGCUGGUGUUGAGGAGUCGGUGAAGAUAUCUUCAGAUAAAGUUACCUGCAGAUCCAAGACUCAAGAAGACUUAAUCAAGUCAAUUUAUAAUUUCUCAGUAGUGCUUCUAUCUACUUGCGAUGGCGGUUAUGUGUUGGAGGAAUCUGAACAUGCACUUGUUCAAUCUACAAUACACAAUCUCAGUUCUUUGAGUUCCAAGAUAAGAAAGGCUGCAUUAAAAAAUGAUGAUGUCAAUGGAAACUGCCGCCAGACGAGAUCAGAUACAACAAUGUGCCAUGGAAAGAAUCAUCAGCCUGAGAAGUUUGAUGGACUUGAUUGGGAGAACAUUGGUGCAGAUUUUAAAACAUUUAUUUUGGAGGAUCUUACUAAGCUUCCAGAAGAGAAUGCCAUUGGUGAUACUAAAGAUGCGCAAAUGCUGAUAUAUAAGAAUCUAUGGAUUGAAGCUGAAGCUUCCAUGUGUAAACUCAAGUAUGAACUGCAACUUGCCCGCAUGAAACUUGCGACAAAACAUUGCAAUCAGCAAACAGCUGCAGCACCUGCCGAUUCAUUAGGAGAAGCCAAAGCCUCUAACCUGCCCAAACACAAGAACUCUUUAUGUUUUGAAGGGAUUGCUGAUUCUAGCAAACAACAAAACCAUGUGAAAGAGCGCAAUAUCGGCAAUGCAGCCUUGCUACCUCAGGGAGGUGAUAAGGUUGAUGCUGAUGUCUUUGCUCGACUGAAAGUUCUGAAGCUCCGUGAAAAGAGUAUAAAUUGCUCCCGUGAGGUUAAUGCUGAUCUGCAGAAGGGAACAAGUAAUUAUAACAGGACAGAUGUUGUUGAUGACACUGUUUUUGAUAAUGCUGUUGAUGAUAGGAUAACUUCUUUAGUGGAGGACAUCAUCAAAGAGCGUUCAGAGGCAAGCAGCAGUGAAGGUGGCGAGGCUGAUGGUGCUACCAUUGCUGCACCUAACGAUUUCAUGAGCUUUAAUAACAAUACAAGAUCAUUGGAUGGGGACACCAACAUAGAGCAGCUGGAAUCUAGUGAAAGCAAAGUCCAUGGUGCUUUUAUGUCCAAGCUCAAAGAUUUGAUGUGCUGUAGUGAUGAUGUAAGCUCAUCAAACGAGGGUCAGGCUGCAAGCAAGAAUGAAUUCGGUCAGCUUGAAGACGUGGUUAUGGCCAGGCUGCAAGUCCUGAAAAGACGUGAAGAUAACAAUAGCAGUGCUGUGAACGAGGGACAAGAGGUCUUCCAUUCUGAUGAUUGGGCGGGUCACUUUGAAACAAAACGACUUGGUCGAGGGGCGCAUGAUGAGCUGAUCCAGAAGACUGAUUUGCCUGACGACGCUGGGUCCAGGGCCCAAUCUGAUGAAGCAGAUAGCAAAACCGCAAGCCAAUAUGUCAGUGCAUUGCUUGAAGAGCCCCGUGUUGUCUCAGCACCAGCGGAACCUGCAAGUGCGCAAAUGCAUGACGAGCAGCUGAGCAGCUCACCGCCGGAAUGGGAGCACGUGUUGAAGGAGGACUUCUUCCUCCCAGGAAACCAUUUGAAGUGAAAGGCACCUGCUCGCCCCUUGGUUUGAUUUGAAAAUCCUGUUUGUUGUAUAUAUAUGUUGUUAACUUAAGUAAUAUGCGAGCCGGAGAUUGUGACAUAAGUUGCAGGAUCAACCGUCGUAGUACGUGGUUGCUAAAACUGAAGCUUUAUGUAGAAAAUAAUCUCAACUCAUGGCUCAUACUGAGCUUUCUGUAAAUAUACGCUGUGCGUCCUAUCUGGUUGUAUGCUUUGGAAGGAUCGUCAUGCACUUCACUUAACACCUAUAUUAUCGUAACAUGUAAUGAUUGUGUGUGCGCUA
This is a messenger RNA of Aegilops tauschii subsp. strangulata, 3748 nucleotides long. RefSeq lists its product as uncharacterized. NCBI's taxonomy places the organism in Eukaryota, Viridiplantae, Streptophyta, Magnoliopsida, Poales, Poaceae. The record is from RefSeq and is a predicted model, not a curated record.